CGACGUCUCGUUCCCUCGUACUAGCUCGUCUCGUCUCUUCUCUACCCCAAUCCCGUUCUCUCCCUUUCCCCCCACCCCACCCCCAACCCCGUGCCGCGGCCUCGCCGAUCGAUCGAUCGUGCGCUCCACCUCCUCGAGCUCCCUCCCUCGCCGCCGCCGCCGCCGCGCGCCGCCGGUUCGACGCCUUCUUCGCGCUCUCAGGCAUAGAAAAGAGGAAGAAACAAAGGAUACAUCAUUAUGUUGCGACGCUGGUUCUGCUGCACUCAGUUUCACGCACCAUAUCGUGAACACGAAAAUGAAUUUCCUGACAUCCCAGAGGAGAAAGAAGCAGGAAAUGGUUUUGCUCCCAAAAGUGAUGAUCCCACAAAAGCACCUCCUCCCAUUGAAGUACCAGAAUUAUCAUUUGAUGAACUGAAAGAGAAAACUGAUAAUUUUGGUUCAAAGGCUUUAGUUGGUGAAGGAUCAUAUGGAAGAGUGUAUUAUGCUACUCUAGACAACGGAAAGCAAGUUGCUGUUAAAAAGCUUGAUGCUUCAACAGAACCUGAGGUUGAUAAUGAUUUUUUGACACAGGUGUCCAUUGUGUCAAGAUUAAGACAUGAAAAUUUUGUGGAAAUGCUUGGUUACUGUGUGGAAGGAAAUCAGCGCCUAGUGGCCUACGAAUUUGCUACGAUGGGUUCUCUGCAUGAUAUUUUGCAUGGAAGAAAGGGUGUCCCUGGUGCACAACCUGGCCCAGCACUUGACUGGAUGCAGCGAGUGAGAAUUGCUAUUGAUGCUGCUAAAGGGCUAGAAUAUCUUCAUGAGAAGGUCCAACCUUCUAUAGUCCAUCGGGACAUACGCUCUAGCAAUGUUCUUCUAUUUGAGGACUACAAAGCAAAAAUUGCAGAUUUCAAUCCUUCAAAUCAGUCUCCUGAUAUGGCUGCUCGUUUGCACUCAACUCGUGUCCUUGGAACCUUCGGCUAUCAUGCUCCCGAGUAUGCCAUGACUGGCCAGUUGACUCAGAAAAGUGAUGUAUAUAGUUUUGGAGUUGUUCUUCUAGAGCUUCUAACAGGAAGGAAACCAGUAGAUCACACAAUGCCUAGGGGUCAGCAGAGUCUGGUUACAUGGGCAACACCUCGUUUGACAGAGGACACUGUGAAACAAUGCGUUGACCCGAGACUGAAGGGCGAGUAUCCCCCAAAAGGGGUUGCCAAGCUCGCAGCGGUGGCGGCACUCUGUGUGCAAUACGAGUCUGAGUUUAGACCAAGCAUGAGCAUUGUGGUCAAGGCACUCUCCCCUCUUCUCCAGCAUAAACCGCCACCGCCACCAGCCGUUGCUCCUGAGACCUGAGCUCCAGAUUCAACUGCUUCUUAUGCUUUUACUUCCGAGUUUCAACAUGGAUGUAAAGAGGGAUGGAAUUUCUUCAUCGGUCCCUGUCGUUACUGUUUCAUGCUUGCCAAUUGGUUACCAUGCCGUUUAAGUACUGGUCCUGUGAGCUUUACAAUAGAUUUUUGGUGUUUACACUCGGAGCUUUCCUUGUCAUUCCUUUCAUGUGUGCUUAUGCUGAGUGCUGUGCUGCCUUCGUUGGUCGGCAAAGUUGUGUUUUUAGCUGCCCAGCGGUGGUGAUCACCGAAUAAUCUUGUUCUGAGUUGAACUGUGACAUGGGAAGGUUCUAAAUCUAACUGUUCAUGGCUUGACAUGCU
Oryza sativa Japonica Group (Japanese rice) is the source of this 1679-nucleotide messenger RNA. RefSeq names its product PTI1-like tyrosine-protein kinase 3. Gene Ontology annotation, molecular function: ATP binding; protein tyrosine kinase activity. Gene Ontology annotation, biological process: protein phosphorylation. NCBI's taxonomy places the organism in Eukaryota, Viridiplantae, Streptophyta, Magnoliopsida, Poales, Poaceae. The record is from RefSeq and is a predicted model, not a curated record.